AUAGAUAUCGGAGUAAGGGGGACUGUGGAAAGUCACCCCCACAGAUGGCGGACGGGGCAGAAAAGCUCCACAGUGUUCCUGAGUCUGAGGAGAAAUCUGGGAAAAGUGAUGAAGUUGCAACGAAAAGACCAAGAAGGAGAACUAAGCAACAAGAAUCAGAAAACCCAACCAGAAACAUUCAGGAAAAUAAACGGAGGCGAAGAAGACAUCAGAGGAAGAAAAAGAAUUUCUCAGAUGCCAAAAAUGAAAUAACAGAACAAGAAGAGAGUAAGGUGGAGACCACGAGCAGCCAGACAGAGGAAGGUGUGCUUGAAGAAGAACAGUCUCUCCAGGCUGAAGAGAGCUUGCAAAAAGAAGAAAACGUUGAAAAGCCACAGAAAAAUACAAAGACGGUGGAAGCUCAAACGCAAACAAAGAAACUUAAAGGUAAAGACAAAUCCACACAGACUGUAGUUGUGUUUCACAAGAACCAGGAAACACAGACAGACUUUGUCGGAUCAAACCAAGAUGAAUCGACGAAGGAGAAGGUUGAGCCAGAAGCUUCUGGUUCUGCAGAGACUGAGCCUAAGCUGCAGCAGCACACUGCUGUUCCCCUGUUGGAUGGCAACUCGGUGAAAGGGAGUAAAGCAGAGUCAACAUCUAAAGAUGAAGAUAAUCAAUCUGCAGGAGAUUCAGCUGAGGCAACAUGUCCUCCUGAAAAAGAUGAAGGACCAAAGUCAUACGCCAAAGCUGUUUCUGGAGGAGAGAGACAGGCGACUUCCACCACCUUGAAAAAUUCUGACAAGGCACCUUUAAGCACACGGGAUCGGAGUCCGGUCAGGCCUCCUCCUGGAGCUCCCAUGUUCACAUUCCAUAUCUACGCCGUGCUGGACAAAAAGUUCAGGUUCAAACAGGAACACGACACACUCCUUUUGUGUCAUCAGGGUGGGAGUAUGCCAUUUGAAAUAACUCAUUUAGUGUAA
This is a messenger RNA of Cyprinodon variegatus (sheepshead minnow), 962 nucleotides long. RefSeq lists its product as uncharacterized. NCBI's taxonomy places the organism in Eukaryota, Metazoa, Chordata, Actinopteri, Cyprinodontiformes, Cyprinodontidae. The coding region runs from base 45 to 962 and encodes 305 amino acids. The record is from RefSeq and is a predicted model, not a curated record. The transcript is spliced from 3 exons.